This is a messenger RNA of Microplitis demolitor, 6518 nucleotides long. It is a transcript of the gene Jarid2, whose product is annotated as protein Jumonji. Gene Ontology annotation, molecular function: histone demethylase activity; DNA binding. Gene Ontology annotation, cellular component: nucleus. Gene Ontology annotation, biological process: chromatin remodeling. Bases 479 to 6178 code for a protein of 1899 amino acids. The transcript has 6 exons. NCBI's taxonomy places the organism in Eukaryota, Metazoa, Arthropoda, Insecta, Hymenoptera, Braconidae. The record is from RefSeq and is a predicted model, not a curated record.
UAGCGUGAAUGAACCUUCUGAGAAAUCGAUUUUUGUACGAUAUAUUUUAUACACACAUGUGUAUACUGCAUUUAUAUGUAGAGUAAGUGAUCGAAAAAAGCAGGAUAGGAAUAAGUACCAUAUAAAUGUAUAUAUAUAUACAUAGAAAUUAUUAUAUAUAGUAUUUAUUAAUAAUUAAUAGCACUUGUGAUAAGCAGAUGUUUUAAAUUAUUUAAAGGUGUAAAUAUUUUUUUUGGUAUGUAAAAUUUAUGAAAAUGUUUAAAAGAAAGAAUAAUAGAAUAUUGUAGUUCACAUAUAUACAUAUGUAUGUAUAUAUAGGUAAUGUGUCUUGAUUUUUUUUAAUACUGGUGCAAAGUGCAGUUAUUAAAUAUCUUAAAAAAUGUGUUGAUAACGUGGACGUAAUUGUAAAUUUAAAUAAAAUUUCGGGAAAUUGGGGUUGGAUUUAUUUAUUUUAAAAUAAAAUUUUUGAGAUACGAAAAUGGUGUUGGGUAGAAAUGAUAAGAGAAAAAGGAAAGUCGGUGACCUGGUUGAUCUUAUGGAUCCACUUUCGGAGUCUCCUAAAAGAGCUAAAGUUCAUGCUCAGAGAAAAUUCGCUCAAGGAUCAGCGACAGUGUUUACAUCUCCUCAAACUUUAGUUAAAGAAAAAGAAAAACCUAAACCUGCUAAGGUUACUGAGUUGAUAACACAUAAACGUCCUAAUACUGAAGAUUUUUUAACGUUUCUUUGUUUUAGAGGAACGUCGAUAUUACCACCGAGUUUAGAUUUUUUUAAUGUUGGGUUAAAGAAAGAUAAAGCAGAAUCAAAAACUACAUCAAAAAAGUUAAGUAGUACAAGUAAUUCAUCAACAUUUACUCCGACACCAAGUACAUCUGGAGUAGGAUCAAAAGCAGUAACAAAUCAAACUACAGUAACUAAAGCAGGAGCAACAGGAAAAGUUGGUGAUCCAGUGCGGAAAAAAGUUACAACAGAAAUUCAAAAGCCUGUAAAUAAAUUCAAAUCAGCAACGUCGACGAUUCAAGCCCUGAAGAAAAAGUACCAAGAGCAACGUCUAGCCAAACAGAGGAUUGAAAAUAAGUUGAAAAAGACUUGUGUUAUAAGCACACGGUUCUCUGCAGGCAGACCUAUGUUAAAGACCGUUCACAAAUUAGCACCACGUAAAUUUUUGCCGAGAGUUGAACCUAAAAGACACUGCCUACGAAGUAACACGACGUUGGAAAAGCCGUUUAAAGCUUUUGGGAAAGCUAAAAUAAUUUCACCGUCAAAGGGAACGGCGAAGAAACGAGCGGUGUUGAAAGAACAGAGCAGCGAGUCUUCGAGCUCAGAAUCUUCUUCAGAGGACAAUAAAUCAGAUAUUAAAUUAACUCAGCAGAUAAAACGUACGAUUAAGAGCAUAAAGAAAAAUGCAACAACGAAUAAACCGGAGUCGAGAAGAGUCACUCGGUCGUGUACUGAAGUGACAUCACCGGCGGCUCCAGUCACUCAGUUGUCGUCACAAAGGCCUUCUAGAAAAACUAAAGAAGCUGCUGCUGUUUAUAUGGAAAUAUUGAGUAGAAAAUUAGUUAGUCCUGAUUUAGAUAAUGAUGAUAAUUUGUCUGUUGAUAGUUAUCCAGAGUUACCCAACACUAGGCGUCUUGUUGAAACGGAAGCUAAAGUUAAAGUUAAGAAACUGAUUAAAGAAAAGAAUAAAGACAAAGACAAAAAUAAAGAUAAAAAAAAAGUACUGAGUAGAAAAUCAAAUGUUGCUGGAAAUAAAGGUAAAGAGAAGGCUACUGCAGUAGUGAAGAACAAAAAAAUUGCUAAGGCUCAAGAGUCUUCGGAGAGCGAAGAAGAGUCUGUUAGCUCGGAAGAAAGUACGCGAGCCAGACGUAUGACUAGACGUAGCAGCAUUCCUUCAGCUAAGCCAGUAGUUGCUCGUAGUCUCAGAUCGUCAUCACGCAAUUCACCUCAGAAGAUUGUCAAUUCACCGCCUGCCGUUGUCGGUAAAGUCAAAGCCAAGACUUGGAUUAGACGCAAACGAGAGACGGUUACUUCUCCGGUUGAAAAAGUCAAAGAGAAGGAAAAGGAAAAAGAAAAAGAUAAAGAUAAAGAUAAAGAAAAGGAGAAAGAGAAGGAGAAGGAGAAGGAAAAGAAAGUUAAUGAAAAGAAAAACAAAGAGGAUAAAGUACCGGACGAAGAAUUUAGUGGCGUAAGUAAAGUCAAGAAGAAAAAAGAUGAUGAGAAGGUUGAAAAGUUAGAAAAAGAAGUAAAGAAAGAUAUUGAGAAGGAAAAGGUUGAGAAAGACAUCAAAGGAUCUGAUGACGAAGAAUCUUUUCGUGGAUUUAUCACGAAGCCAAUAACUAAGGUAGCUAAUCCUUGCAAUAGUCAAGUGAGUGUUAAUUUGACCCCUUCUGAAGAAGUUAAUAAAAAAUUAAAUGCUUUGAAAACUACUCCGAAUACUUUGGAGUUGAGGGAUAAAGUUGGCAAAGCUGAAGUUCCUGCGUCGGUUAACGGCGGGGAGGUGAAGUCUGAGCAAAAAGAAUCUUUAUCGAGUCAUGUACCUGUUGUGGGAUCGUUGUCAUCUCAAGCCAGCAUUUCAGAGUCUGAUAAAAAAUUUAAUCGUGUAACAAAUGUAAAUACUCAAACUACUGCUACUACUACUGCUGCUGCUGCGGCUAUUAUUGAUAUUCCAUUGACAACUUCUUCGUUGGGACGAAAAGAACGUGUUAAUAUGUCGACAGAGCAAAUUGAAAAGUGGUUGAAUGAAAGUUCAAUGGCCAAAGAAGAAAGUAAAGCUGAGAUGGAGACUGUUACGAACUUUACAUUCGAAGUUGCGGGUAAAAGUAAAAAUGAUAUGAAUCAUUUGUCAAUACCAACGCGUAUCCAGCAUCUUGUGAGACCGGUUAAUGUUGCGAUUGCUAAAAUGGCUGAGAAGACGCUUACUAAAGAACGUUUGAGUAAUGCGGUUAAGGCUGCGACCUUGGUCAACGCCGGAACUGUCGUAGGAGCUGCUGCAGCCAUUGCGAAAUUGUCGAAUUCAGCAAAUCCGGUGCUCACGACAAACAGAAAUAAAAUAAACGCUGAUAUCAAGGAGAUUAUUAAGGGAAGAAUUGCUAAGACUGGUGUCUGUACUCCGAAUAAAGAGACCGUUUGUGAAGACAGUGAUGUAAGUUCCCGGGCUGACGGUGCUAGUACUUCAGUGGAAGGAUCUCCGGAGAAAAAAUCACCCGAUAAAAAGCUUAUUGUUCAACGUAAAACAUUUUUACCAAAAGUUAAAGAACGUAAGAUUGCUAUUCCUAGUAUCAAUGCCUUCUCUCCGGAAAAUGAAAGCAGCGUUUAUGCUUUUGAGAGCGAUACUGAAGCUCCAAUUAAUACGCCUUUCAGGAGAAAACAGCGUGACAGUAAAUCUGGUGCUUCUGGUUCGUCGGACAUGGAUGUGUCGAGGACAGAGAGUGAGGAUGGCAAUACACGAACUCCUGGAAAGUUAACGGACAAGGAUGAUAAAUGUAUGAGUAAAUCAAAAAGCGUUGGUACGAGUAUUGAGGAUGUUGGCACUGAAGUUAAGUCAAUUACCAGCUCUGCUGAUAAAACUAAACAGCCGAGUAGUUUUCAAAUACCUGAUACAUUUCGUAACAUGUCUAAUGUGCAAGUUGUACCGCUUGGAAAGAUUCCUAGUGUAUGGAAUAAUGUAAAUUGCAGUGCUUCAAUAGCCGUGCAGGUAAACUUUGAUGACCAGUCCCAGAAUUUGCAGAAUCAGGUGGCGACUGAAGAGAGCCAGCAGCGUAGCACGGAAAUAUCAACACAGACGGAAAAUACAAACGAGAAUGAGGACGAAACUGAUGCUCACGUAUUUUACAUUCCUUUGCAAACGGUAUCAAGGAGCGGUCCUAAUUUAGUACAGGGACAGCCGCUGAUACAGGGCGUAGCUGUUAAAUUAGGCACUGAGGGACCGACGGGUCCUAAUCAACGUGUGCUGUUACGAGCUCAAUUGGUAACAAAACCACCGAUGGCUGUUGCAAGAUGUCCACCUGUUGGCACUGUGCAGCCUACUACUCGGACACCUCCAACUAGUACCAGUGAUACGGUACCGUCUACUUCUACAUCAUCUACAUCUACAUCUACAUCUAAUUUAGGUCCAGUAAAACCUAGGAUUCCGGGGUCGCAAACGGAAAGUGUUGCGAAGCAGACUGGUGUAGCUGAAAAAAUUACCAAGUCUCCAAAGGUAUCUCGCGAGCGCAAAAGCUCAGCAGAUGCUCCUAAAGUUGCUAGAAAACUUUCGGCUAAGGCGAAAAAAAAUGCUGAGAUGAUUAAAAAUAUUGAGAACGCGUUUCCUAGUAUGGAAAUUAAAGGUGAAGCGCGCUUGGUUGACGCGCCGACGUUCUAUCCUUCAGAGAAAGAUUUUCAAGAUCCGCUUGAGUACAUCGACAAAAUAAGACCUAUCGCUGAAAAAUAUGGAAUCUGUCGGGUAGUACCGCCUUCUAACUUCAAGCCCGAGUGUAAAGUAUCAGACGACAUGAGAUUCACUGCUUACAAUCAGUACAUUCACCGCAUGCUCCAUCGGUGGGGUCCAAAUGUAAAGGAAAUGAUGGCGAUUAAAAAGUAUUUAGCUACUCAGAGUAUUACUUUGAAUCAGCCGCCGUGGAUUGGUGGUAUGGAAGUUGAUUUGCCUCAUCUGUAUCAAACAGUACAGAGUCUAGGUGGCCUGAAAGAAGUCAUAGAAAAAAAAAAGUGGCAGAAGGUUGCCGAUGGCAUGAAGAUUCCUAAAUCUGCGCAAGAUCGGGUUACCAAGCUAGAUGAUAUUUAUUGUAAAUAUUUAUUGCCGUAUGACACGUUAUCUACAGACGAACGGGAAAAAUUAUUUGAUGAAGUGGAAGCUGAGUGGAGAAAACACGAGAGCAAAGCACUUCAGAGACUCAACAGCACGCUGUCAAGUGACAAUGACGAUGAUGAAGACGAUGACAGUUCCGAUGAAAUCGAGGAGUGCAUUGUCAAGGGUAGAAAUAUGCCACUGAAUGCUUUCUACAGGAUAGCACGCAACACCCAGCGCAUGUGGUUCUCCGAUAACCAGAGCACGACUAAUGAAGCUGAAGGUGCUUCUGCAAGUGAAGUUGAAAGCGCGUUUUGGAAACAUGUUUCUGAACGCAAACGUCAUGUCUGUGUUCAUGCUGCCAGCAUCGAUUCAAGUGGCCGCGGUUUCGGGUUUUCCGUUGCUAAAAACAGCCCAUUCGCACGUCAUCCAUGGAAUCUUAAAGUCUUGACAAAUAAUAAUGGCUCUGUUCUAAGAGCUCUGGGCCCACUGAUGGGCGUCACUGUGCCCACACUCCACGUCGGGAUGCUUUUCAGUGCCUGCUGCUGGUACCGUGACCCUCACGGAUUACCGUGGAUUGAAUAUCUGCACACUGGUGCUAAAAAAAUAUGGUACGGUAUUCCCGAUGAGCACAGUGAUAAUUUCCGAGAAGCUUUGUCGAAAAUGGUACCGAGGUUUUGUAAAAAUAAAACAAUUUGGCUGCCUUCUGACACUGCUAUGGUACCGCCUGAAAUGCUUGUCAACAAUGGUGUUCCCUUAUGUCAAACUGUCCAAGAACCUGGACAAUUUAUUAUUGUUUUUCCCAAAGCAUUUACUUCGAGUAUUUGUACAGGGUAUGUUGUUUCGGAGAGUGUUUACUUUGCACAAACUACGUGGCUCGAACAUGCUGAACAAAUAUUCAAGGAUCUUCAGGAUAGCUGUGAACCAUCAAUGUUUUCAUUUGAACGAUUACUCUUUAGUAUUAUUAAUGAUACUAGAUCUCAUGUAGAUGUUUUAAAGCAGAUAUUACCGGUUGUUACAAAAAUACGAGAGAGAGAAUUAAAUUAUCGUCAGCAAUUAGAGUAUUACGGACUAAUCAAUAAAGAAAAAUUACCAUUACCCGGUAGCGGUAAACGUAAAAAAGGGCAAAAAUUUUCAGAAGAUGAAGACGAAUAUGAGUGUGAAAACUGUCGCGCUAAUCUAUUUGUUUCAUUAGUUAAUAAUUCACAAGACGACAGUACUUAUUGCCUUCCUCAUGGAUUACAAUUGAUAGGACGUAAAAAACAAGUACUUAAAAGUUGUACACUUAAAUAUACGUAUAGUGAGGAUGAAUUAGAUGAAUUGAUUCACAAACUGGAGGAUAGAAUCGAAGCCAAAUCUAAAAGAACUAAUCAAACAAGACAAGCUAGACUAUAAUUUAUUUUUAUUAAAUGAUUUAUUAGGAGCAAUCUAGAUGGUAAUUUAAUAAUAUGCUUUCCAGAGAUUUUUUAUUAAUUAUUUAUUUAUUAAUUAUCAUUCAAUUCAAUAUCAGGAAUCACAAUAAGGCUAUUGAUUUUUCUUUUAUUAUAUAAAAUUAUUCUUGAUGUAUCACAGUAGCAAUACAGUUUUAUCCAAGUGCUGACAAUAUUUUCAUAAUUUAAGCGAUUGCAGUUAUGAAGAAAAAAAAUUAAUUUAAUCUUAAUGCUGUUGCUUAGUGCCAAAAUAUUUCAAGUGCAAAUUGGAAUGUAUUUUUCUUUAUAUUUGUUGAUACAAAAAU